Messenger RNA from Onychomys torridus (southern grasshopper mouse), 1872 nucleotides. RefSeq names its product KDEL endoplasmic reticulum protein retention receptor 2 (gene Kdelr2). Bases 139 to 777 code for a protein of 212 amino acids. Gene Ontology annotation, biological process: endoplasmic reticulum to Golgi vesicle-mediated transport; protein retention in ER lumen. Gene Ontology annotation, molecular function: ER lumen protein retrieval receptor activity. Gene Ontology annotation, cellular component: membrane; cis-Golgi network; endoplasmic reticulum. NCBI's taxonomy places the organism in Eukaryota, Metazoa, Chordata, Mammalia, Rodentia, Cricetidae. The transcript is spliced from 5 exons. The record is from RefSeq and is a predicted model, not a curated record.
ACGGCAGUUCGGCCACGUCCCUGGCCACGUCGCGCCCGCUCCCGCCAUCUUUCACCGGUUCCUCUCUGUGGGGCUGUCGCCGCGUCCUGAGUCGCUGCUGAGCUCCCGGGCCGCCGCGCCGCGCCAACCGCCGCCGCUAUGAACAUCUUCCGGCUAACUGGGGACCUGUCCCACCUGGCGGCCAUCGUCAUCCUACUGCUGAAGAUCUGGAAGACGCGCUCCUGUGCGGGCAUUUCUGGGAAAAGCCAGCUUCUGUUUGCACUGGUCUUCACAACUCGUUACCUGGAUCUUUUUACUUCAUUCAUUUCACUAUAUAAUACAUCUAUGAAGCUUAUCUACAUUGCCUGUUCCUAUGCCACAGUGUACCUGAUCUACAUGAAAUUUAAGGCCACCUAUGAUGGAAAUCACGAUACCUUCCGAGUGGAGUUUCUAGUAGUUCCUGUGGGAGGCCUCUCAUUUCUAGUCAAUCAUGACUUCUCUCCUCUUGAGAUCUUAUGGACCUUCUCCAUCUACCUGGAAUCAGUGGCGAUCCUUCCACAGCUCUUUAUGAUCAGCAAGACCGGUGAGGCUGAGACUAUCACCACCCACUACCUCUUCUUCCUGGGCCUCUACCGUGCUCUGUACCUCGUCAACUGGAUCUGGCGCUUCUACUUCGAGGGUUUCUUUGAUCUCAUUGCUGUGGUGGCUGGUGUUGUCCAGACCAUUCUCUACUGCGACUUCUUUUACUUAUACAUUACAAAAGUUCUCAAGGGAAAGAAGCUCAGUCUGCCAGCGUAAGUGCCAAAAACCAUCAGCAGCCUCUGUCCUUCAGGGUGCUGGGACAGGAUUCUCACCACAGCGAGGGUGCGGGAUGCUCAGUGCAGAGAAGCAGAGACGGCUCCUCCUGUUGCAGCCGCUCCCUGGUGGCUCUGCAGGGAUGCAGAGGAAGAGACCGGAGGCUCUGUCCACUGCAUCCUGCCUUAUCUUUUUUAUUACUAUGUACAAAGAGUUUUUACACAAAGAAACUUAAUGCUGUGUUAAUAAAUUCAAUGUGUAGAUGAAUUGGGGCAGUUCCAAAAGUGACAAUUUUGUACGGAAGAAGUACAAGCCUUUUUUAUUUUUUGAAAAUUCGUUGAGAUGGUCGAUUCUUUGUGUCUUCAGUGGAAUUAUACUCCUUGACACUUGGUAGAUUAUUCAAGCAUCUGUCAAAUUUCCAUGCUAUUUAUUUUAUUUCUUUUUUUUUUUUUUUUUGGUUUUGUUUGUUUUUUUGUUUUUUGUUGUUUCUGCUAAGACAUAAGUUUUGUUUUUCUGAAAUCUGAGACACUGUGUUCCAUUUGGUGUUUCUGCCCAAAUCAGUCCUCAGUGCCCUGGAAAUCCUUCCCCAGACAUCAAAACACUACAUACACUUCAGCUCUGGGAGGAUGGCUGGCAAGUCCUACAAUUUUCAUUAUCAAAACUUGAGGUUCCCAGUGGAAACAGUGUCAGCUAAUGCUACCAAACACUCACCCUUCAUCCCUGCUAAGACAUGGCAGCUUGUGUUUAUCCAGAGGGUGUCCAGAGCCCACUGCACCCAGAGGUUCUCAGUCUCCUACUUCUGAAUAUGGAGAGUGUCGGAGGUGACAGCUCUUUUGGAUGGAGGACUCUGCUCCUCUGAGGAAUGGAACACAGAUGGCUACCUGUCACUUUUAGUCACAAAUUCGAAGGAUCACUACAACCAUGUCAGAUUUAAAUGUUCUUUUUCAUAACACUUUUGGUGAUAAAGUGAUUGACAAUCUUUUCAGUUGGCAACAUCAAUUACCAUUUCUUACAUUCUUUUUAGUUUUUUUUUUAAACUGGGCUCUUGCAUGACCUAUCUUGUGUUAACAUCCUAAAUAAACAUUUUAUUAAACAGAA